AUGUUAAAAGGAGCUGUCGAUGCACUUGAUUCUAAACAAACAACUUUAUUCAAAAAUUUAGUGAAAUUAUAUGAAACAAAACAAUACAAAAAAGGAUUAAAAUAAGCUGAAAAGUUACUAGAGCAAAAGCCUAAUCAUAGUGAAUCUCUCGCUAUGAAAGCUAUAUUUUUAUAUAACACAGGAAAAAAGUAAGAAGGUUUUGAUUUAUCUAAAAAAGCAGUUUCAUUAAAUUUUAAAAGCGAUAUAGCUUGGCAUAUUUAUGGUAUAAUUCAUAGAUAAAAUCGAAAUUAUCCUGAAGCAAUAAAAUGUUAUAAAUAAGCAUUAACAACCGCCCCUGAUAAUGUCUAAAUUCUUAAAGAUUUAGCUUUGCUAUAAAUUUAAAUUAGAGAUAUUGAUGGUCUAUGUGAAACUCGUAAAAAGAUUUUACUUAAUAAGGACUCUUUAGUAAUAAAUUGGGUUGGAUAUGCUAUAGCUUUACACUUUAAAGGAGAAUAUGAAUAAACACUUUAAAUUAUAGAUUCAAUAAAUACAAUUACUAAAAAUAACCCUUUAAAAGGAAUGGAAAAAUCCGAAUUUUUAAUCUAUCAUUCCUAAGUAAUUGGAGAUAGUGGCGAUUAUAAUAGAUAACUGAAAUUUUUAGAAGAAAACAAAAAUGAUAUUUUAGAUAAAGUUAAAUAUAAUGAAUUAAUGGUUGAGAUUUAUUAAAAAUUGAACUAAUUAGAUUAAGCAGAAUUAUUCGUUUAUGCACUUAUUGAUGAUAAUCCUUUCAAUAAAGAUAAUUAUAAGUUGUUACAAGUAGUAAAAUAAUUACCAAAAAACCCAGAAAAUGAUAAUUAAAGAGAAACUAUUUUAUAAUUAUAUGAAUAAUUAUAUUUAAAAUACAAAGUUAAUAUUAUAAAAUAUAUAGCCUUAGAUUAUGUUAAAGAAGAAAACUUUAAAACCAAAAUAACAGAGUAUAUUAUUCCUUAUUUUAGAAAAGGGAUGACAUCUUUAUUUUCUGAAAUAAAACAUUUUUACAAAUACACAAAUAAAUCUAAGAUAAUAGAAUAAGUAUUAUAAGAAAAUCUUUUGUAAUUGGAAACUAGCAGUAAGUUUUGUAACUCAGAAGAAGUCGAAACUCCAUGUUGUCUUUUAUGGUGUUAUAUGCUUUUGGCUUAACACUUUGACAAAGUCUAAUAGUAUGAAAAGGCUUAAGAAUUUGUUAACAAAGCAAUUAAUCAUACUCCUACUUUAAUUGAGCUUUAUUUAGUAAAAGCAAAAAUACACAAGCAUUUAUUUUAAUAUUAAUUAGCUUUUGAAUAAACAGAAAAAUCAAGAAAUAUGGAUUUAGCUGAUAGAUAUUUAAAUAAUAAAUCUAUUAAAUAUGCAUUAAGAUGUGGGUUUACAAAAAAAGCUGAAUAUCUAUUAAAGCUCUUUCUUAAAGAUAUAAAUGAAAGUAAUCCUUAUGAACUUUAAUCUUUAUGGUAUGAAGUUGCACAAGAUUAAAAAAAACAAGAAGAAGAAUAAAGAAUUAAAAAUAUGAGUUAAGCUGAAAAAAAGAAAUGGAAAAAGUAAUAAUAAUAGAUUGAAGAAAAUAAAGUAAAAGAAAUUGUUGAAGAAUUUAAAAUAAAACUAGAUUUAAAUGGCGAAGAAUUUUAAAAUAUCGCUCCUUUAAAAGAAGCUAAUAUUUCAGCUAAGAUCUUAGUUCAUUUAAACAUACAAAAUAGCAAAUUAGCUUUCUAAAAUUUCUCUAUAUUGGUCGAUUUUUAUAUUUAAACAGAAAGAACACUUCUUUUAAUAACAUCGUUUAUUAAACUUUAAAACAGCUAAUAUUGUGAAUAUAGAAUACAUACUUUUAAAUUAAAAACCGCAUAAUACUGUUUUAAAUGUGAUAUUAUAUUAUAAAAAAAUAAUAAUACAUAGUUAAUUGAAUAUCUUGAAUAAUCUCUUUUAAAUAAUAAUUUAAAUUUGAACGAUUCUAUAUUAAGCUUUGAUUUGCUUUGUAAAUACUAAUAAAAUAGUCUUAACAAUAAAAUUUAUGAAAAUUUAUCUCAUAAGUUUCCUUAAUAAGCAUAUUAUUUUUCAAAAGAAAGAUAUAUAGAAACAGAUAAUUGA
This is a messenger RNA of Ichthyophthirius multifiliis, 2094 nucleotides long. RefSeq lists its product as hypothetical. NCBI's taxonomy places the organism in Eukaryota, Ciliophora, Oligohymenophorea, Hymenostomatida. The transcript has 13 exons. The record is from RefSeq and is a predicted model, not a curated record. Gene Ontology annotation, molecular function: protein binding; protein-N-terminal amino-acid acetyltransferase activity. Gene Ontology annotation, cellular component: cytoplasm. Gene Ontology annotation, biological process: N-terminal peptidyl-methionine acetylation.